This is a messenger RNA of Brachypodium distachyon (stiff brome), 995 nucleotides long. RefSeq lists its product as uncharacterized. The record is from RefSeq and is a predicted model, not a curated record. The transcript has a single exon. Lineage: Eukaryota; Viridiplantae; Streptophyta; Magnoliopsida; Poales; Poaceae. Bases 204 to 995 code for a protein of 263 amino acids.
AAAAAAGUACGACUAUUGAGAAGAAGAAAAACGAAGAAGAGGAAGAAGAAAGGAGAGAUUAAACUAGAUAGAGUUUGAGUACUCCUAGAGUAUAUUGAUUGUCUAGUCGUGGCAAGCAUCUUCGAUUCUACUCCCAAAGCAGCGGCUCCUCCAGCCGGAGCUCCGCAUUGACCGCCUCGUCGACGUCGGGGAGCGGGGCCCACAUGGCGGACGAGAACCCGAAGCCGUCCCGGAUGUCGAGGAGCAGGUCCGGCAGGUCGAACAGCUGCAGCUCCUCCUCGUCGCCCCUCAACGGCGCGGCGGCGGCGGCGGCUUCUUCGUUUUUGGGCGGCGCGGGCGCGGGCGCGGGCGCGUCUUCUUCUUCUUCUCCUCCGACGACGCCGUCCUCUUCCGACGGCGAAGGGGAAGAAGUGGUGAAGGCGGCGGCCAAUGCGGCGGCGGCCUGGACGUCCUUGGGCGCGGGCGAUGCGGCGCGCGGGAGGAGCUUGGCGAGGUCCGGGAAGUUGAGGGCGGCGCGGGCGGGGCCCUUGAUGGCGAGCGCGGCGGCGUCGUGGGCGCGGGCGGCCAUGUCGGCGGUGGGGAAGGUGCCGAGCCAGAUGCGGGACUUCUUCCGGGGCUCACGGAUCUCCGACACCCACUUCCCCCACGCCCGCAUCCGCACGCCCCGGUACGUCGGGUGCUUCCCCUCGCUGCUCCGCUUCCGCUUCUUCUUCCUCGCCUCCCCCUCCUCCAUUAUCUCCAUCUCCAUCUCCGCCUCCAGCCGCUUCUUCCCCGCAGCCGGCGCCGUGGCAUUGGCCGCCGGCGACGAGGGGGAGGAAGACGAGUCCGUGACGGUGGACGCGCACGACGCGGUGGAGCUGGUCGUGUACGACGUCGACGAGGAAGAGGAGGAAGUUUCCUGGAGCUCCCGGGGCGCCAUGGCUGGCUGCGUGCAGCGGGUGCCACGAAGAGGAGGAGGAAGGAGGAGUAUGGGCUGCUGCUGCUCUGCUCCUUGA